CUAUGGCUCUCACUGACUGUCUCCAGAACAGCCGUGUUAGAUAAGGAGAGAAAUGGAAUAGAUCAAAUAAUUAAUUGGAAAUCAUAAAUCUUAUACAGUAUAUUAUUCUCUUCUCUCUUCAUUCAACUCUCAUUCCAAACCUUUUGCUUUCCUCGCGAUUCACAUGUAAAAACUUAUAUUUCAUUUUCUUAUAAGUAUGUUUUUCUAUAUCAACUCUCAAUUCAAAAAUGAGAAAUCUAUCAACCUAUAUCCAGUUUUAUUUUCCAUAUGGCUAGAUAUUAAUUAUAUUUUUUUUCCAGCAACAAGUUGCUAAAUUAAGUGCUUUUAGCACACACCUUUAUUUUGUUUUUUAUUUUGUUUUGGCAGUAUCUUCAACUUCAAACUUGAAACUACUUUCAGUUUUGGAAUUUGCUAUAGGUCUAGCUAGUUUAGGACACACAAAUUUUCUUCUUUUCAAAAAUGAUGUCUAAACAACCCUUUUCUCCUCAUUCCAACACCACCAUGAUGAAACCCUCCUCAUCCAAUAAUCAUCUUCAACAAACAAAUCCAAACCCUAAUCCAAAUCCACCUAAGAAAAAAAGAAACCUACCAGGAACACCAGAUCCAGAUUCAGAAGUGAUAGCUAUGUCACCAAAGUCUUUGAUGGCGACGAAUCGAUUCGUAUGUGAAAUAUGCAACAAAGGUUUCCAAAGAGAUCAGAAUUUGCAGCUUCAUCGACGAGGACACAACCUUCCAUGGAAGCUGAAGCAAAGAACCAACAAAGAACAAAUUAAGAAGAAGGUGUAUGUGUGUCCUGAGAAAAGCUGUGUGCACAAUGACCCUUGUAGAGCUUUGGGAGAUUUGACAGGAAUAAAGAAACAUUAUAGCAGAAAACAUGGUGAGAAGAAAUGGAAGUGUGAAAAGUGUUCCAAGAAAUACGCGGUUCAAUCUGAUUGGAAAGCUCAUAGCAAGAUUUGUGGGACUAGAGAGUACAAAUGUGAUUGCGGCACCAUUUUCUCCAGGAAGGACAGUUUCAUAACACAUAGAGCUUUUUGUGACGCAUUAACUGAUGAAAGUGCAAAGAUAACAACAGUUCCAGCAGCUUUAAGUAACUUCAGGAAUGAUCAUUUGACAAAUCCUCAUCAUCAAGCUCCAAGAUUCCCUCAAAUUUUUCCUGGAUUUCAGUUUCACUCAGAAUUUGUUGGUUCAGGAACAUCAUCAGAACCAUUGGGAAAUUACACUAACAUUUCAGACUAUAGUCAAAAGCUGAGGCUCCAACCACUAUGGUCAAAUUCUUCUUGCAAUACUAUGAAUGAUCUAGUGCAAACAAUGGAUGUGUUUGGAUCACAAACACAGUUUAUGAGUUACACAAAUUCCAAUAAUAAUAAUAAUAAUAAUAAUAAUAUAUGUUUACCAAUGCUACAUCAUGGAGUAAUAUUGAAGCAAGAAGAAGAAGAAGAAGAAAACAAAGAUUUGUCUCAUAGUGUAAUAAGCUCUAUGUACUUGAGUAGUCAGAAUCCAGUGGAUAAUAACUUAGUCUUCAACAACAACAAUGUGAAUCACUUUGGCAAUAUUGUUGAGGGUCAAAAAUUUUACAAGCAAAGUAAUCAUCAUGAAGAAUUGAAUGAGUUGGUGAAUUUGGAAGGUGGUGAGUAUUUAUUAAAUGAUUCAAACAAUUCAUUUGGAAUUGUGAAUUGUACAAAGAGUUUGGAAUUUGUGGUAACUGAGCCGGUGGAGAAAGAAACAAGUACUACAAAACGACAGAUGCAUGAUUCAAGUUCAAGAACUAAAAACCAAAUGGGAUUAACAAGAGAUUUUCUUGGAGUUGGAGAGGAUUCAAUGAGUGGACCUUUUUUGCAUCAAGAACUUAGUGAGUUUAAUGGAAUGGGAUCAUCAAUUAGUAAUUUGCAGAAUCAGUAUGGUGGUGGACAUGGACACUACUGCUAGUGUUUGUAAUUUCAAUGAAACUUAGCUCAAAUUAAAGAGCUAAGAAAGUAGCUAGUGAAUAGUGAAAUUGUAUAUUUGUAGUGAUGAUACAAAGCUAGCUAUGUACUUUUAUUAGAUGCAAGCAUGUGAAACUUCCCAAUGACAUAUUAGGGUUGAGGUGACUUACUCUAUUGCUACUACACCAUGCAUCCACUAAUUUAAGUUGAAUAUAAUUAGUUUUUUAUUUUUCUCUAUUA
Messenger RNA from Cicer arietinum (chickpea), 2162 nucleotides. RefSeq lists its product as uncharacterized. NCBI's taxonomy places the organism in Eukaryota, Viridiplantae, Streptophyta, Magnoliopsida, Fabales, Fabaceae. Gene Ontology annotation, molecular function: DNA-binding transcription factor activity. Gene Ontology annotation, cellular component: nucleus. The record is from RefSeq and is a predicted model, not a curated record.